Messenger RNA from [Candida] anglica, 1449 nucleotides. The record is from the annotation of a GenBank genome assembly. NCBI's taxonomy places the organism in Eukaryota, Fungi, Ascomycota, Pichiomycetes, Serinales, Debaryomycetaceae.
AGUAAGGGUUGUGGUUGCGCAUAACUCACUAUAUAUAUGAAAGAAGAGAGCCUGUUUUUUUAUGAUCAAUUGGAUUAUAUAACCAUACUUAAACGACAAUGACCGAUAUCUACACUAUUCAGGAACUUACUUCGGACCAAAAGGACCAAAUCAAGGCUACUAUCCCUUACCUUGAGGCUAGUGGUGAAGCAGUGACUGCAACCUUCUACCAGAAAAUGUUACUGACCAACGCCGAUGUUAGACCAUUUUUCAACAAGGCCCAUCAAAUCACCAAACAACAACCCAAAAUCUUAGCAUUUGCGUUGCUCAACUAUGCCAAGAACAUAGACGACUUGACUCCAUUGACUGGGUUUGUCAAGCAAAUUGUCGUCAAGCACACUGGUCUUCAAGUUAAGGCUGAACAUUACCCAAUUGUCGGAGAAAACUUGCUUGCAACCAUGUUGGAACUUUUGGGCCCCGAAGUGGCCACACCCAAGCUCUUGGACGCAUGGGCCGUUGCUUACGGUAAUCUUGCUAAGAUCCUCAUUGACGCCGAAAAGGAAAUUUAUCAAAAGAAUGACUGGGACGGAUUCAAAGACUUUGAAGUGUCGAAGAUUGUGUCAGAGUGCGAAGAUGUUAAAUCCGUGUACUUGAAACCAACCGAUCCAGCUUUAAAGAUCCAAAUUCCUACCAGAGGUCAAUAUUUGGGGAUCCGUUGGAAAGUCGGCGAAGAGGAAACUACCAGAGAAUAUUCUAUUUCUCAAUUCCCCACAUUGGAAGACAACCAAUACAGAAUAUCUGUCAAGAGAGAUCGUAAUGCAGGCGUUAUUUCAAAUUAUGUUCAUGAUGAAUUAAAAGUUGGCGAUACUGUACGUGUAUGCGCCCCAAACGGUAAUUUUGUAUACAAACAAGCAUCGACCGCGCCAGUGCUUUUGCUUGCAGGAGGCGUUGGUAUCACGCCACUUGUGUCCAUUGCAGAAGGUGCACUUGCCAACGGAAGAGAAGUUACAUUGCUUUACUCAAACACUACUAUUGAGUCUCGUCCAUUCACUCAAUGGCUUCAAGACUUGAAGGAUACCUACCAGGAGAAAUUCACAUUGAAGGAGUACAUCUCCAAGAAAACUACAACCGAAAAGGUGAUCAACGGUGGAGAAAUAUUUUACAACCGUUUGACCAGUGGUGACAUUCCAGACACCACGAAAUAUGACACUUAUGUUCUUGGACCAAAUGGUUAUUUAGAUAUGGUAUUCCAAACAUUGGAAGAGCGUGGGGUGUCCAAGUCCGACGUCUCAACCGAAGCAUUUGGUGUCUAUAGACCAUAACUAGCCACCACAGCCUACAACUUACUAGGCAUGUCAAUGCAGGCAUUGUCCUAAUUAUGACCACCACCUUUUUUUUUUAUAGCCCCGUAAAAAUAUUUUUCUCAAACACAUUCGUAUAUAGAGGCUGAGAAUCGAUACUUUCAAACAA